AGAGAGCAAGAAUAAGAGGAGAGCGGGAAGUUGCAUCUAUUUUUCAUGCAGCACCAUCACCAUCACCAUCCCUCUUCUGCCUUAGCUUUUCCUCCACUUUACUUCUCAGGUCCUGGAUGAGAGCUAAAUACUGUGUGGGACUCAGGCUCACAGAGGAGAAUGAGUUCUGCGGAGGAGAGAGAGGACCAUGAUAUGUACUGUGAGAAGGCGGUAGCCCUCAUCAUUGACCUCUGCCUGGACGACAGCCCACUGUUGCAGCCCAAUACCUGCCAGGACUUCAUCACACUGCUAGCCACCAACCAGAACCCAAACUCUGCAGGGUCAGAUCUCUCCUUCAGCCUCCUGCUCCUGGUGUUUGUGGCCUGUGGCCUGAGCCUGCUGAGCGUCAUCGUCUUUGCCUCCUGGAAGCUGUGCAGGGUGCACUGGCGCACCAAGGACCUCUCCUCCAGUGCCACUGCCCUCGCGCCCCCUUCCUCUGCCUCUGACAGACCCUACGACAGAGCCUUGCCCGCACACGGCCACAGGCCUACACUCGUACACGCACACACGCACACACACGCCAUGGCGUCGGACAAGCAGAAUCCUUUGGACCCGGCAAGUUUCCUAGAGGCAGCUGUGAAGAUCAGCCACACGUCACCUGACAUCCCUGCCGAGGUGCAGCUGUCCAUGAAGGACCACUUCCUGCGCCGCACGCGUAUGUCCAGGCAGACCACCGAGCCCAACUCCUCCAAUAGGCACAGCUCCUUCAAGAAGCACCUCCCCCGACAAAUGCACCAUGUCACUAGCCUUGACCGAGGCAGCGACUUCCCCUAUACAGAGGACCAAUCCACCAGCCUAGCCAGUUUGGGCCGCAUCCAGCCAGAGCUCUACAAACAGAGCCCACUGGAGGCCGACGAGUCCUCCAAGAACUGCGCCGCCGCCAAGACCUGUGGUAAGAUCAACUUCUCCCUCAAGUACGACUACGAGUCUGAGGCUCUCCUCGUCAACAUCCUCAAGGCCUUCGACCUGCCCGCCAAGGACUUAUGCGGCAGCUCCGACCCCUACGUCAAAAUCUACCUCCUGCCUGACCGCAAGCGCAAGUUCCAGACCCGCGUCCAUCGCAAGACGCUCAACCCCAUGUUUGAUGAGUCCUUCCAGUUCACCGUGCCCUACGAGGAGCUGGGCAGCAGGAAGCUGCACCUGAGCGUAUUUGACUUUGACCGCUUCUCCCGCCACGACAUGAUCGGAGAGGUCAUUCUGGAGAAUCUGUUUGAGGUGUCGGACCUCUCCCGUGAGAUGGCCAUCUGGAAGGAUAUUCAGUACGCCACCUCUGAGAGUGUAGACCUGGGGGAGAUCAUGUUCUCUCUCUGUUACCUGCCGACCGCAGGCCGACUCACCAUGACCGUCAUCAAGUGCAGGAACCUCAAGGCCAUGGACAUCACAGGAUACUCAGACCCAUAUGUCAAGGUCUCCCUGGAGUGUGACGGACGGCGCUUGAAAAAGAAGAAAACCACCAUCAAGAGGAACACUUUGAACCCCACCUAUAACGAAGCUAUCAUCUUCGACAUCCCCCCUGAGAACAUGGACCAAGUCAGCCUGCACAUAUCCGUCAUGGACUAUGACCUGGUGGGACACAAUGAGAUCAUAGGUGUAAACAGAGUGGGCAGUCAUGCAGAGGGACUGGGCAGAGACCACUGGAACGAGAUGUUGGCCUAUCCACGCAAGCCCAUCGCUCACUGGCACUCUCUACUGGAGGCAAGCAAGUCUCAGAAAGAGUGGAAAACCCGCACUGCAAGUUUUGACAGCCAAGGCUCUUGCCCUUCUCCAAGACUCCUGUCUAGUCCAUGAGGGAGGAGCUAGAGUUUAUACUCCACGACUCUACAAAGCCUGCCCUGUAGCAAGGCCUGAAAUAUGGAGUGUCCCAGACCCAGACCCACACAUGUUGUGCCUCAGAAUAUGUAAAGUGCAGUAAAUUGCUCUGGAAUGACAUUAUCUCGCCAUCACACACCCACACACAUACACAAACACAUUUCUCUUGUGCCCUCUUGGACAGUCACUUUGUCAUGGUACGUAAUAGCCUAAUGUAUGCUGGGUCUGGUGGGAUCAUUGUUAUUGCAACAAUAGUUUUGCAGUUGAGCUCAGCCUGGUUUGGUUAUACACCUGAGGUUAACAUCUUUGUAUAUAUGUAAUGCCCUUUGAUACUGACAUCAAUAAUAGCACUGUAUUUAGAAUCACAUAUUUAUGAUAUUAUCAACAUGACUACCCCCCUGAAUUUACUUUUCUGUUUCAAUUGUCACCUGUGAAGUGUUUGCCAAUAGUCUCUUGUUCAGGCAAUGUCAUGUACUUUGUUGAGGGAGUUGGCUUGACCUUUGACCCCUUUGCCUCAUUAGCCUUGUGAUAAGUGCUUGAAUCAAUGACUUUCCUCUGUUUUUUCCAAGCAAUUUAGAGUAUCUUUCCACUUUUGUAUUGAACAUGUGUAUUUGUAACAUAACUGUUUCCAGGCGUCCCUUAUAUUUUAAAGAAGUGAUAAUAAAGUUGUCGAUUCUGGUUCUAACAUUCCAAAUCGAGUGUCGAUA
Molecule: messenger RNA, 2555 nt
Organism: Oncorhynchus gorbuscha (pink salmon)
Lineage: Eukaryota; Metazoa; Chordata; Actinopteri; Salmoniformes; Salmonidae
Product: synaptotagmin-6-like
Exons: 7
Coding region: 160-1827 (555 amino acids)
Biological process (GO): regulation of calcium ion-dependent exocytosis; regulation of dopamine secretion; calcium-ion regulated exocytosis
Cellular component (GO): membrane
Molecular function (GO): calcium-dependent phospholipid binding; calcium ion binding; phosphatidylserine binding
Source: RefSeq, a predicted model, not a curated record